Molecule: messenger RNA, 1557 nt
Organism: Erythranthe guttata (spotted monkey flower)
Lineage: Eukaryota; Viridiplantae; Streptophyta; Magnoliopsida; Lamiales; Phrymaceae
Source: RefSeq, a predicted model, not a curated record
UAGGAAAAAAUCGUCGAGUGGUAGUAAGAAUUAUUAUGAGGGGUGGAGAGGUGCAGUGAGGAGAGUGAUGAUGAAUGGUGUAACAAUGAGGAGAAUUUGGGGGUUUAGUAGGGCAAGCACUUCUUCUUCGAAGAGCAAUAUUUGCCUUUUGGGGGUUUGUUAUCAGGUUUCUCAAGAAGGAGAGGAAUCUUCUUCGGAUCCGACGCAGAGCGAGGGAUUCGCUGCAUUCGUCGAGGAUUUUUCUUCCCGGGUUUUGAUAACUUAUCGUAAAGGGUUUUCGCCUAUUGGAGAUUCGAAGUACAUUAGUGACGUAAAUUGGGGUUGUAUGCUUCGAAGCAGCCAGAUGCUCGUUGCUCAGGCGUUUCUUGUUCAUAAAUUAGGAAGAUCGUGGAGAAAAUCUCCCCACAAGCCACUCGACCAAACAUACGUAGAGAUACUGCAUCUUUUCGGAGAUGCUGAAGAUUCCCCUUGUUCGGUGCACAAUCUUCUCCAAGCGGGAAAGGCAUACGGGCUUGCUCCAGGCUCGUGGGUGGGCCCGUAUGCCAUGUGUCGCACAUGGGAGAGUUUGGUGCGGAAUAAAAAAGAGGAAAUUGAUAAUAAUGGAGUUCUGUUAUCAACGAUGGCGCUAUAUGUGGUUUCUGGUGAUGAAGAUGGUGAAAGAGGUGGGGCCCCCGUUGUGUGCAUCGAGGAUGUUUUGAGGCACUGUUCCGAGUUUGGUGGAGGCCAAGUUGAUUGGGCUCCUAUUUUACUGAUGGUUCCUUUGGUUUUAGGUCUCGAGAAAGUCAAUCCAAGGUAUCUUCCACUACUGAGUGCUACAUUCACGUUUCCGCAAAGCCUUGGUAUUUUGGGGGGUAGACCUGGUGCCUCUACAUACAUAGUCGGCGUGCAAGACGAAAAGGCCUUCUAUCUCGAUCCACAUGAAGUUCAGCAGGUAAUCGACAUUAAGAGGGAUAAUCUAGAUUUGGAUACUUCGUCUUACCAUUGCAAUGUUGUGAGGCAUAUUCCUCUGGAUUCCAUCGAUUCCUCCUUGGCCAUUGGAUUUUAUUGCAGGGACAAAAGUGAUUUUGAUGAUUUUUGUGCACGCGCAUCGGAAUUAAUCGAUCAAUCGAACGGGGCCCCACUAUUUACAAUAGCCGAGACACGCACUUUAGCAAAGCCAGCCGGUAACAACAAUACCGAAAUUGAAGAUAAAAAUAAUGCUGAUAAUGACCUGGCAACUGAGAAUUGUGCACAAGAAGACGACUGGCAACUUCUUUGAACACCGAACGAAUUUACAGCUGAAUAAGACAUUUUAUAUAUUAGAAAAAAAGAAGAAAAAAAAACCUGUAUAUAACUUUUCAAAGAUGUGAUUUGUGGUGUGUUUGUAGGGCCAACAACCACUUAGGUUACCUCUUUGAACUAUUAAAUUUGUGUGUUUAUUUUUAUUUUUAUUAAAUUUUCGACUUAUUUGUUGCUUCUAACAUACAAAGAUGAUACUCUUUUAGGUUUCAUCUCUAUAAAUUUAUUUUAUUUUUAAUUGUUGAUGAAGGAAGGAUUCAAGGUUGGAUUGUUUUACAA